AUGAAUGUCAAGAGUCCCAGACCGGGAUGAAAGGUCAUCUCAGCAGGCCUCCUGUUAGUAGAGAGCUGGAAAGGGCAAAAGCCAGAGGAAGGAAAGAUCAGUGGCAGCCGGUGGUGGAAAGGGUGUUGCAGGUUGAAUUCUGGGAUCUUUACAGUUUUCAACGUCAUCAAUGACUAAUUUAAUAUACAAGGGGAUCUUUUUCACCUCACAGUUCCACUCAGUGGAAACACUCAGCUAUGUGGAAAAUGAAUUCCAACUGUUGGAUGAUGAUAUAGUGGGUGUCACUUACCUCAAGUCAGGUACCCAUUGGAUGCAGGAGAUCUUGGGCUUAAUCCGGCAUGAUGGGGACCCCUCAUGGAUUCAGAGUUUACCAGUAUGGGAACGGUCACCCUGGAUAGAGACUAUUUUUGGACUGAAGCAAGCCUUGAAAUAUCCACCACCCAGGCUUUUGGCUAGUCAUCUGCCAUUCCACUUAUUCCCUAAGUCCUUUCUCCACUCCAAGGCUAAGGUUAUCUGCACUGUGCGUAACCCCAAAGAUGUGCUGGUUUCAUUCUACUACUUCUCCAAGUGCUUUGAAGUAUACAAGGACCCUGGAACGAUGGAAGAGUUCAUGGAGAGGUUCCUGAGUGGAAAAUUGCCUUUUUGUUCCUGGUUUGACCACGUGAAAGGCUGGAUGGAGAUGAAGGACAGACCCAAUGUCUUCUUCAUUGCCUACGAAGAAUUACAGCAGGACCUGCGAGGGAGUGUGGAGAGGAUCUGUCGCUUCCUUGGCAAAGAGCUCAACAGCCGGCAAAUCGACUCUGUGGUGGACAAUGCUUCCUUCCAGAAGAUGAAGGACAAGAAGAUGUCCAACUUUUCCUUAGUCCCAGAGAGCACUUUUGAUCACAAGAAAGGAACGUUCAUGAGGAAAGGCAAACAAAGAUGCUUCAAGAUAACUUAACUAAUUAUCGGGUGAUUGUGAUCAUGAAAAAUCUACCUUCAGUCAGGGAAAGUCUUGAGUGAGCAAACUUUUGGGGGCUCUUGCAGAUGAGUUUUUUUGUUGUGCACUCACCCUUCCUUAUUCACUGAAUUUUUCAGAGGGUCCUACUCUUAAAUUGCUCCUGUUCAUAAAACAAACGAUUGUUGUUUAAAUGGAGGUUGUCUUUGUCUGUCAUGUAGGUGGGAAGCACAGCUGUAGCGGUGGUGGUGCCUGCAUUUGCCCCCACUUGGCUACAGGGCUGACUCUCAUGCACCCAAAUGCAGAGCUUGGAAAAGUUACUUUUUUAAACUACAACUUGCAUCAGCCCCAGCCAGCAUGGCCACUGGAUUGGGCUGAUGGGAGUUGUAGUUCACAAAAGUAACUUUUCCAAGCUCUGCCCAAAUAUACAGAAGAGAACAGGAGAGCAUGGAUGGGCCUGCAAUGACUGGAGAGCUGGAUGAUUCUGAGGGCUGCCUGAAACUGGGCUGAGGGCCACAAAUUCUUCAUGCUAUCAAUGCCAAGGGCUGUUUAGCAUAAAAAUUUGACAGGUUCUGAGCCCUUAUCAUCUAUUUGGCAAGCAAGCAAAUCCAGCAGGUAUAACAUUCCCCACCACUACAUGGCUGCUUGCCUGAGGUCAAUCCCAGCACGGCCACAGAUUCAGAGUUUCCCCUCUACAAAUAAACAAAAGAGGUACAACUCUAGCUAACUGAAUUUUCUUGGCCAUGAUCAAAAUGGACGGGAAGCAGGAAAGAUUGUGCUUGGACUUCUUCACAUUUCUCUGUGUCAUCCAAAAUUAAUGGAAAAUGUAUGCCCGUUUCCUAUUUUAGUCAUAGGAUGUGGAGAUCUCAGCUGUCCACACAUUCUCCCAUUGUCAGGACUGGAUUUACUUCAUAUGAAUGUAACAUGAAUGUAAAUGGCAUUUGUUGACACCAGAUUCCAAAGCUGAGAAUAUUAAUAGAGUUACUGAUUACAUUUCCAUUGGGUUUCCAUUCUGUGAACUGUAAUGACAGAGAAAAGGUAAAUGAAAUUUACAUGUUCCCUACUACAUCUCCAUCCCACACACCCCAAUAAGAUUAUGAUGGUUGGGAAUAAUUGUGUUCUUCUGUUAUCAUCUGACUCCCUGUCUUCUUGCUAUGCACAUUUACUGGGAUGUAACAAGCUCCAGUGAAAGUUACUAGAUGGAAAGAUCAGUCAAUUUCGGUUCUCUCAGUUUCUCAUUUUUCCAGUCUUAAAUUCAGUGGUUACACAUUCUCUUGUGAUGUUCCAGGGAUCUCUGGGGACUGGAAGAACCACCUGACAGUGGCACAGAGUGAACACUUUGACCGUGUUUAUCAGGAGAAAAUGCAGGGU
Molecule: messenger RNA, 2308 nt
Organism: Rhineura floridana
Lineage: Eukaryota; Metazoa; Chordata; Lepidosauria; Squamata; Rhineuridae
Product: sulfotransferase 2B1-like
Exons: 7
Coding region: 170-940 (256 amino acids)
Biological process (GO): sulfation
Cellular component (GO): cytoplasm
Molecular function (GO): sulfotransferase activity
Source: RefSeq, a predicted model, not a curated record